UCUCCCUGGAGACUGUGGCUCCCACUGACUGAGGACCACCUGCGCUGGGCGACCCUCAGGGCCCAGCCACAGCAGCACACCCGGGGAAGGCCUUGGUUCAGGCUCGGCAGGAAGCCCUUUGCGACCAGAAGCAUGGGUGAUUCAGACCCACUAUCUGCCACACCCCAUCAAGAUCUCCCCUCCGCAUCUCUGCAUUACCCUUACAGCAACCUUGGAGAGGGGCGGGCCCACUUACUGCCCUCUAAACCCUGCCGCUCACGGACAUCAAGACUGUCCUCUACUGACCUAUCGCCCCCUCCCUUGCCUCAGAAGACCCUCAGCCGGACCCGCUCUCUUCCUACCAGCAACACUCUUCACUACUCCUCUGGCUACAGUUCCCUUCCCAAGAGGGAGUAUCAACCCAAUGCAGGCCAAACCUCCUGGGAGAAACUGAGGAGACCUUUGCUGGAGUCUUGGAGCCUGGAAGAGAUCCCAUGUGGCAGGGUGAGCCACUCUGGCCCAGACCCUCGCCGACUGACCUUCGCUACCCCUGACUGGGAGCUAGGUCAUUUCUUUCAGGAUUUGGACAGCACCCAGGAGGUAUACAAAGUGCUCAGAGGCCUCCAGUUGGAUUCCCUGCGCUGCAUAGAGAACCGGCUGGGAGCCCGGCUGGCCGGGCGGUGGCCUGGCAGGGGUGGUCCGGGCCAGGUCUUCCGUCUGCUGGAUGGCAAGCCGUGUGCGGAGAGUGGGGAUGCCUGGUACUACAGGGUGGUUCGGAUCACCGAAGACACCUGGCACCUCCUGGCUGCCAAGGUCCACAAGCCCAGGUCAAUGACCUCUGAGCCCCUGGAUGCUGAGCCUCCUGGGCUGGCCCUCCAGGCCACACUCAAGCCUCAUUUUAAUGUGCAGAGCCUGUGUGGCCAGCUGCCAGCAGGGACACUGCCAGAGGCUCCAUGGCAAGGGCCAGUGGCUCUCGUGGCCGAGGUGCCCACUCAGACUGUGGCCGAUUGGGUUGGCGCUAACAAGGAGCUACAUCGGAGCUGUCCAGGACAGUAUGAGCACCAGGUUUGCCUAUUGCUGCUCCAGCUGUGCGGGGCCCUGAAACAGCUGCAUAAGGACAGUCUAGGCCAUGGGGACCUGAGGCCUGAGAACCUGCUCUUGGCAUCACCCCGGGGCCAGCCUACAGGGGCCCUGCCCCAGCUGCUUCUCACAAACUUUGCCAGGGCCCGGCCACUGGUGCCGCAGCUUCCUGCACGGGAAGAUGAGCUUCAGCUGGGCCUCCUUAUCUACGAAAUGCUGGGCCAAGGCCCUGCGCUGGCCCAGGCCCGGGGGGCAUCCCCACCACCUCUGCCAAUCCGCUCAGACUACUCAUUGGCUCUGGCCCGCUUGACUCCACACUUGCUACAGGCUGAGCCGGACAGCCGUCCCUCUGUGGCCCAGGUCCGAGUUGCCCUGCAGACCAUCCUGUGGGGGCCUGGGCCUAAGCUCCAGGCCCAAGGCCUCCCCCUGGGGCCCUGGCUGGACAUCCACCGGGCCUUGCUGCCACUGGAGUUGGCCGAGCGGCUGGCAGGGAGUGGGGAGGCAGCCGGACUUGAGGACUGGCUCUGUUGCCAGUAUCUAACUGAGGCCUCACAACAUAUGGUGGGCUGGGCUCUAGAGCUCCUCUGGGGAGAGCUGACAGCUGCUGGGGACUGAGUGCCCUUGGAAAUUCCCAGGGAGUCUUCUUAAAUCUCUAACAGGCUCCCAGCUCCAGAUACAUUAGAGAAUAGGUAUAUAUUACCUGACCUGCCUGGGAACUUCGUCUUCUGAUCCCCCCACUUUUCUGUCCCGUCCCUCACCCCCAAAAGCCUUUAUCUUUUGUAGAAAGAGCAUUGACCACAGGGCUCUCUGAACAAAUUUCCUGCCUGCCCCCACCUACCCCUGCAAAAUCCCACUGAAUGAAGGCUCCUUGUUUUUAA
Messenger RNA from Vombatus ursinus (common wombat), 1937 nucleotides. RefSeq names its product PEAK family member 3 (gene PEAK3). Gene Ontology annotation, molecular function: ATP binding; protein kinase activity. The transcript is spliced from 4 exons. The coding region runs from base 133 to 1674 and encodes 513 amino acids. The record is from RefSeq and is a predicted model, not a curated record. Gene Ontology annotation, cellular component: actin cytoskeleton; focal adhesion. Lineage: Eukaryota; Metazoa; Chordata; Mammalia; Diprotodontia; Vombatidae. Gene Ontology annotation, biological process: protein phosphorylation.